Messenger RNA from Spodoptera frugiperda (fall armyworm), 3440 nucleotides. RefSeq lists its product as uncharacterized. Gene Ontology annotation, biological process: response to endoplasmic reticulum stress. Gene Ontology annotation, cellular component: endoplasmic reticulum; protein phosphatase type 1 complex. The transcript is spliced from 3 exons. Gene Ontology annotation, molecular function: protein phosphatase regulator activity. NCBI's taxonomy places the organism in Eukaryota, Metazoa, Arthropoda, Insecta, Lepidoptera, Noctuidae. Bases 400 to 2739 code for a protein of 779 amino acids. The record is from RefSeq and is a predicted model, not a curated record.
AUUCCUUUAUUUCUUACAAAAUGGCUGCACUAUAGAGACGCGUACUAAAGUUAUAUUCGUCAUAAUGGAGCUAAAUAACGUUCAAUAUACCAACAAAAACAAGUGUUUAUCUAAUAUUUCGACAACAGACGUGUUGAUUUGCGGAGUUAAAUCUACAUCAGUGUGUACACCCGAAGUGAUUUCGUUUCGUGAACGCGUGUGGAUUUCCCCUCAAGAUUAUCCUUUACACUCUGUAGAAAACAUCAGCAAGUGCUGCAGAUUCGUGCAUAGGCCUUCUCCGGACAUUGUUCAAGAUUGUAGAGUCUCAACAAUGUGCGCGUGAGUGAAAAUGCCCUAACUGUGAUUUAGUUACAAGUGUAUAGGAAAUAGUGUAAAAAAUAUAUAAAAAAAAUAACAAAGAUGAAUUUUGCUGCUAAUCGCCCCGAUAGACGCGCCGUUUUCACCCCUCCGUAUUCCAUCGCCAACUACAGUACAGACACAAAGAAGGAAAUGAGGCAUUCGUUUGCCGAGGACAUUUUCUUAGUACCAAACAACCUUCAUCUAAUUCCCGAUCCUUUGAUGAAGAAUUUGGCUGACACCAUCAUUACAGAGGAAAAAAUGGCGCCUAAAUCAAAAUUAAAUAGCAAAAUUGAUGUGAAAACAGAAGAAGAAAUGCACAUUGAACCUGAAUACUCCCCUUUAUCAGGCAUCACAAGUUUUUUCACUGGCGUCAUGAACGUAAUCACCAGUGCGAUGUUUAGUAAGCGGAAACAAGCUGAUUUCGUUGCGCCCCCGGUCCCCCAGAUGGCGGCACCGGCGAUGUGGCAUCCCGCCAAAGUUUUGGAUGAAAAUAAAAUUAUUCAGGAUGAAAAUCGUUCGGGUGAUAAGUCUAGUGAGCUUGCGGCCUCAGAAAUGACCGAUUGUAAGAAGGCGGUGGCCCAUUGUCAGAGCAAACUCGACCAGGUCCGCCUAUUACUCGGUACCAAGCCUGUACCAUGCAACACCUGGACUCGGAGACGCCCCAAACGAGUGUUCGUGGAAGCCAGCUCUGUAGAAGACUGUUUCGAGGAUGCCUUCUCGCCAGAAGACUUCGAAAACAUCGCCAAAAACUCCUACCUUGAAUACUCCAGUCCUAUCUGUUACCAUGACAACGCUUUCCAUGAGAUUGACGCCCCUAAAGUCAAAACAGAGAUUGGAAAGCCUCCUCCAGUCAAAACAGAGAUUGGGAAGCCUCCUCCAGUCAAAACAGAGAUUGAAAAGCCUCCUCCAGUCACAACAGACCCUCCUCAACCAAUCCCGGAGCCUCCACAAAUCAUUGAGACCACGGAAAUCGUUAAAAAUGUACCUGAAAUUGAAACUACCAAUGAUAGUAAGUUAGUGAAUGAUACAAAGCAAGAAUUGGUCGCCUCUUGUGAAGACAAGCUCAGCAAGCUGAAGGCUUUGAUGCAGGAGAGGAAGAAGAAGUCCAAAUCACCGAUUCCUACUCCGGAGCCUGAACCAGUGAAGGUUACGGAGCAUAUUGACCCUCCAAAACCUGAACCAGUCAAGGUUACAGAAAAGAUUGAUCUUCCAAAGCCUAAAACACCUACUAAAGUAAGGGACAAAAGGUUUAAGAACCCUAACCGCACUUGCAGUAAGAGAACAAAGUCUAAAAUGAAGAAGAGCAUCCUGGAUGACUUACAAUUUGCAAAUGAGAUCUCCGUCGAUGAAAUCGCCACCCCUGAAAGCUCCCCAUCCUUUCACCCUGUUACCUUCGAUAAAUACAUCCCAACACCCACAGAACCGGACAAAGAUUAUUUCGACGAAGUCUCUGGUCGUUUCAAACCAAGUUCGCUGCCAGAAAGCGAGGAUUCCUUCCAAAUUGUGUUCAAUGACGGUCCUAAGUUACGUAGAACAUCGGACUGCGAGUCAGAAGACUCUUUCAUUGUGUUCGAGGAUUCACCGGACAGCUGUUACACAUCGAACGAUGUAUUUGGAGAUUCCAGUGACUCGGAGGAGUACGACAGUGAUUCGGAUGACAUGAGUGACUCUGGAUGUGGAAAUUUCUCAUUGGCGGCUUCUCAGUUGUCUAAAAGUGUUAAUAAUCUAGCGGAUGACAGCCUGUAUGUCGAAGAAAGUGAUGCAGAGGAUGAGGUGGACUGUGCUAAUGUGACAUUGUGUGAUAGAGUGGGUGUCGGUGAGGUAGCGGAGUUGGAGAGUGAGAAAUCCAGCGGUCUACUGCUGGAUGAGACAAAGAAGAAGUUGCGAAGAGCUUUACCAGCAAAGAAGGUCCACUUCUCGGAACAGCCCCCGAAGGUCCACGUGAUGAGAGUCUGGUCGUUCGCGGCUCGGCAGGCCAGAGCCGGUCAUUGGGAGAGAUUCGCCUUAGAUCGGGAUAGAUUCAAGCGACGGAUUGCAGACGUAGACAUGGCAGUCUCCUGGGUCCUCAAACCACAACACCGUUCUAGAGUCAUGUUCCAACGCUUCAUGCCUUGGUGGAACGCUUUAAAGCGUAAAGAACUUGCCGAAAAGAAGGAACAAGAAGCUUUAGAGAAAGCCAGAAAAGAAGAAUUGGAGAAACUUGAAUCAGGUAAUCGUGAUGCCGUUUCAGAAGGUGACGGUCAAGAAGAGAAGCAACCACAAUGUCCUAUCUCCGUUCAAGAAGAGAAUAAUAAGAAUAAUGUUAAAAUUGAUAAUGUUAAUAGUUACCAAAUUGUACCGGUUAAUGGAAAGAUUUUGGAUUUGGCCUCAGAUUAUAAAGUGCCGGCCGUUCAGACUUGACAAAUGUGACUAUUUGCUUUUGUUUAAGCCUAUUAUGGUGUUGGGUAGCUCUGGUUUUAAAAAGGAUAAAACUCUAUUACGAUUGGUGUAUUUAGGUAUACUUUUUUUCUGUUUAAAAAAAGUAUACUUUUAAAUUGAUGUGGGAAUUGGAAAAAAAUAAAAAAAAUAUUUUUGACACGCUUGGUUUCACGACAUAUUGUAUCCUCUAGCUUUGCUCGCGUUCCUGUGGGUAAAAAAGUAGCUUAUGUGUUAUUCCAGAUCAUAAUCUACCCCUGUUCCAAAUUUCAUUCCGAUCCCUUCAGUCGUUUUGACGUGAUUGAGUAACAAACAUACAUACACACAAACUUUUGCAUUUGUAAUAUGAGUUGGGUAAAGAGUAAUUCUGUAGUUUAAGUAGGUGUAAGCGUGUCUAGCAAUGACAGGCUUGCGUUGCUUAAAUUAUGUUUUAUUCAUAUUGAUACCCAAAUAAUAUUUCAUAUCUUAUAUCUGUAUAAAUAAAAACUAGCUUCAAGCUUCUUUGUGCGAACUGCUAGGGAGUGGAACUCCUUGCCGGAGUCUGUGUUUCCUGAUGGGUAUAACCUGGGUGUCUUCAAAGCCCGAGUGAAUAGGUUGCUUAUGGGCAGACGUGCUUCAUCGUAGGCCGCAUCAUAACUUACCACCAGGCGAGAUAGUGGCUAAACGUCCACCCAUGAAAUGUAAAA